Molecule: messenger RNA, 2095 nt
Organism: Alnus glutinosa
Lineage: Eukaryota; Viridiplantae; Streptophyta; Magnoliopsida; Fagales; Betulaceae
Product: E3 ubiquitin ligase PQT3-like
Exons: 14
Coding region: 107-1831 (574 amino acids)
Biological process (GO): mRNA processing; ubiquitin-dependent protein catabolic process; protein ubiquitination
Cellular component (GO): nucleus
Molecular function (GO): zinc ion binding; nucleic acid binding; ubiquitin protein ligase activity
Source: RefSeq, a predicted model, not a curated record
UUGCUCUGGAAAAAUCUUUUCGUUCUGUUUCUGCGCCAGAAAACCCUAAUAAUCUGCUUCUUGUUCUUGAUAACGAUCUAGGGCUUGCUCUUUGUUCUGGUACACCAUGGCCGUGUACUAUAGGUAUAAAAGUGAAAGAGAUUUCGAUUCAAUUGACAUAAAUGUGCCCUUCAUCUCAAUUGGUAGUUUUAAACAAAGAAUUUUUGAAUCCGCGCGCUAUGGUUGGGGUAAAGAUUUCGACCUUGCGGUCAUUAAUGCCCACACUAAUGAAGAGUAUCUUGAUGAAGCAAUGCUGAUUCCUAAAUAUAGCUCAGUUUUAAUUCGUCGACUUGCUAGAUUGCCACGCAUGGCCGUGGUUGCUGACCGAGCGCCGGUGGUAGAAAAUACGAUGGUCAAUGCUGAACCAGAAAAGAGUAGCUUACCAGCUACUGUUGCUUCUACCAUGAUAUUUCCUGACGACUCAGAGUGGAAUGGCUUUUGGAAUGAUGUGAAUGGAACUCCUGAAGUGCCACCUGUUCAGUCAAGCAAUCCAACUGUGGAAGCUCCCCCUACUAAUAUAGUUGAUGAGGAAAGCAAGAUUAAAGCUCUAAUUGAUACUCCAGCCUUGGACUGGCAAUGUCAUGGUCCUGAUGGUUUUGGCCCUAGCAGAGGAUUUGAAAGGGGUAUAGCUGGUAAAAUGGGCGGACAUGGUUUUGGGUUUGAGUGGAAAACACCUCCGCAGGGCUAUGUGUGUCACAGGUGCAAGGUGCCCGGGCACUUUAUUCAGCACUGCCCUACAAAUGGUGAUGCAAAGUUUGACAUUAUAAGGGCGAAACCACCAAAUGGCUCAUAUACGUUGUCAAGUGGUGCAGUAGCUUUGAAACCAAAUGAUGUUGCUUUUGAGAAAGAAGUGGAUGGUGGGGUACCAUCCACAUGUUCUGUUGGUGAGCUACCACCUGAGCUCCACUGCCGGUUGUGCAAGAAAGUAAUGAAAGAUGCUGUGCUGAGCAAGUGUUGUUUUGAGAGCUUUUGCAAUAAAUGUAUCAGUGACCACAUAAUCUCAAAGACAAGGUGUGUAUGUGGGAAAAAAAAUGUUCUUGCUGAUGAUCUCCUUCCAAAUAAAACGCUCAGGCAUACAAUCAAUCGUAUAUUGGAGGGUGGUAACAGUAGUUCUGAAACUGCUGGAAGUACCUUUGCAGUUCGAGAUAUGGAAUCUGAUCAUUGUCUGCUGCCCAAAGUUCCAUCCCCAACAUCACUGGGGAGUGCUCUCUUGGCUGAGGAAGAAGUUCACCAGAAAGUGCCUACCAGUGAGGCUGGUAACGUUUUAUUCUGUGGAAAGAAAAAGGAAAAGAAUAAAGCCCGCAUGCCUGCAAAUGAUUUACAGUGGAAAACCUCUGAAGACCUUGCAGCUGAGAACAAUAUGAUGCCUUCUGGUCCCUCUGCCUUUAAUCCAUACUGGACUGGCAUGCAACCUGGUAUGGAUGGGUGUCUGGCACCAUAUCCUGGUGCUAUGCCUUACAUGGGUUAUGGGAUACUUCCUUUUGACAUGGCUUUUGGGGGUAUUGUACCUCAAGACCCAUUUGGUGCACAAGGCUAUAUGUUCCCUUCUAUUCCACCUCAAAGGGAGUUUACCAAAGAUUGGGAGUUUGGUGGGGUAGUGAACCGCGUUGCUGAUGUUCCUUCAAUAAAAUUCAAAUGUAAGCAUAUCUCCCCUUUAACAUGCAUCCACCGCCAUGGUCCAGCUAAGAGGAAAUCAGAGUACUAUGCAAACGGAGAAGUGAGCAAGAAGAAGAGAGAGGCCACCAGUGCAUUUGGACAUUCGACGCAUCAUCGGUCAGCACGAGUAGCUUAGGAUUCAACUUCAGCACACCAAUUUGUGGAGAAAUUUUGACCUGAAAUCUUAAUUGUUUUCUUUUAAAAAAAGAAAAUAUUGUAUUUUAUUUUAUUUUUAGAAGUGUUUUUUGUGUUAAGAAUAUUUUUGUAGUUUGUUUUAAAAAGUGUAUUAGUGGUGGAGCACUGGAGCCACAUUUGAACAUUUGUUUGGUUAAUCAGUAUUUGUAUAGAGUUUUCAAGAAUAUAUAUUAAAUUUUCUUUUCACAAACAGACCUUAGAAUUG